CCCCCCGCCCCCGGGUGGGCGUGGCCGCCGGCGGAGUCGGCCCGCGGAGGCGGAAGCGCUUCGGCGGCUGAUGGCGGCUGGGGAUUGGGAUCCUCUCUAACGCUCCCUCUCUGUCCGAGGAGCCCUCGCUGGGAUCACAAUGACAUCCUUUCAAGAAGUCCCGUUACAGACCUCCAACUUUGCCCAUGUCAUCUUUCAAAAUGUGGCCAAGAGUUAUCUUCCUAACGCGCACCUGGAAUGUCAUUACACCUUAACUCCAUAUAUCCAUCCACAUCCAAAAGACUGGGUUGGUAUAUUCAAGGUUGGAUGGAGUACUGCUCGUGACUAUUACACAUUUUUAUGGUCCCCUAUGCCAGAAAAUUAUGUAGAAGGAUCAACAGUCAAUUGUGUAUUAGCAUUUCAAGGAUAUUACCUUCCAAAUGAUGAUGGAGAAUUUUAUCAGUUCUGUUAUGUUACCCAUAAGGGUGAAAUUCGUGGCGCAAGUACACCAUUCCAGUUUCGAGCAUCUUCUCCGGUUGAGGAAUUGCUUACUAUGGAAGAUGAAGGAAAUUCUGACAUGUUGGUUGUGACCACAAAAGCUGGCCUUCUUGAGUUAAAAAUUGAGAAAACUUUGAAAGAAAAAGAAGAACUGUUAAAGUUAAUUUCUGUUCUGGAAAAAGAAACAGCACAGCUUCGAGAACAAGUUGAAAGAAUGGAAAAAGAACUUAACCAGGAGAAAGAGCAAUGUGAGCAGCUGCAAACAGAGAAUAAGGGGCUUAAUGAAGCAUCACAAACUUUAAAAGUGGAAAAUGAAGACUUAAAGAAGAGGUACAAUGAUGCUAUGUCUAAAUCUUCCCAGCUUGAGGAAGAUAUUUUGUCAGUGACACAAAGAGCAAUUGCAAAAGAAACUGAAUUAGACAGUUUAAAGGACAAACUCAGGAAGACACAGUAUGAAAGAGAACAAUUUGAAUGUCAGUUGAAGAUGGAAAAGGAUGAAAAGGAACUUUAUAAGGUACAUUUGAAAAAUACAGAAAUAGAAAAUACCAAGCUUGUGUCAGAGGUCCAGACUUUAAAAAAUUUAGAUGGGAAUAAAGAAAGUAUGAUUACUCAUUUCAAAGAGGAGAUUGGCAGACUGCAGUUAUGUUUGGCUGAAAAGGAAAAUCUGCAGAGGACUUUCUUACUCACAAAUUCAAAUAAGGAGGAUACCUUUCUUUUAAAGGAGCAGCUUCGUAAAGCAGAGGAGCAGGUUCAGGCAACUCGGCAGGAAGUGAUUUUUCUGGCUAAAGAACUUAGUGAUGCUGUCAAUGUGCGAGAUAAAACAAUGGCUGAUCUACACACUGCUCGCUUGGAAAAUGAGAAAGUGAAAAAACAAUUAGCCGAUGUGGUAGCAGAACUGAAACUGAGUGCUGUGAAAAAGGACCAGGAAAAGAACGAUACACUGGAACAUGAGCUGAGAAGAGAGGUCGAAGACCUGAAACUUCGUCUUCAGAUGGCAGCAGAUCAUUAUAAAGAAAAAUUCAAGGAAUGUCAGAGGCUUCAGAAACAAAUUAAUAAACUUUCAGACCAAUCAGCCAAUAAUAAUAAUGCCUUCACAAAGAAAACUGGGAACCAGCAGAAAGUGCAUGAUGCUUCAAUAAACACAGACCCGGCUACUGCUUCUUCCGCUGUAGAUGUAAAGCCGCCACCUUCUGCAGCUGAGACAGAUUUUGACAUGGCAGCAAAGGGGCAAGUUUGUGAAAUGACCAAAGAAAUUGCUGACAAAACAGAAAAGUACAAUAGAUGUAAACAACUGUUGCAGGAUGAAAAAACAAAAUGCAAUAAAUAUGCUGAUGAACUUGCAAAAAUGGAGCUGAAAUGGAAAGAACAAGUGAAAAUUGCUGAAAAUAUAAAGUUAGAACUAGCUGAAGUACAAGAAAAUUACAGAGAACUUAUUAGACGAAGUCUAGAAAAUCCAGCAGAAAGGAAGAUGGAAGGUCAGAAUUCCCAGAGUCCACAGAGGAUCUCACAGUUUCUCAGCGCAUGCUCAGAGCAGAAUGGUCAUUUUCCUGCCGUCCCGACUACACAGCCUGUUCUGCAGUAUGGGAAUCCUUAUGCAGCACUGGAAAUAAGAGAUGGAGCAGAUGGUGCUUUUUACCCAGAUGAAAUCCAGAGACCUCCUGUGAGAGUCCCCUCCUGGGGACUGGAAGACAAUGUUGUCUGCAGUCAGCCUGCUCGGAACCUUAGUCGACCUGAUGGUUUAGAAGACCCUGAAGAUAGUAAAGAAGAUGAGAACGUGCCCAUUGCUCCUGACACUUCAAGUCAGCAUUUUCGUGGUCAUGGAACAGGCUUUUGCUUUGAUUCCAGCUUUGAUGUUCACAAGAAGUGUCCCCUCUGUGAAUUGAUGUUCCCUCCCAACUAUGAUCAGAGCAAGUUUGAAGAACACGUUGAGAGCCACUGGAAGGUGUGCCCGAUGUGCAGUGAACAGUUCCCUCCCGACUAUGACCAGCAGGGAUUUGAAAGGCACGUGCAGACCCAUUUUGAUCAGAACGUUUUAAAUUUUGACUAGUCUCAUUAUUGUGAGCUAAAAGUUUAGCAGUUAAUGAAAACACCUUAAAUAGACUACUAGGGAUGCCAGGGGUGUCGCUUUCCUGUACCCUCUCUUGCACUUUUCUGACCAAGAGUUACUUUGAGUUUGGUGUUACUAGGGUCAGGGAAAAUCUUUGGCUUAUUAUUGGCUUAUCAAUAAAUAUAAUUUAACCUCCGUUAGUCUUAACUGCUUUAAGAAAAGAAGUUCUGUGUGUAUCUUAAUUUAUUCUCUAGUUUGCAAGAUUAUAUGACUAAAGGAAAUGAAUUAUUUUGAUGUUAUACCAUGCUGAAAAUGGAAUAUGUUAUUAGCAGAAUAUUUACAAGUUUCUGUUGACCUUGUUGAUUGAGCAUGACUACUACAUAUUAUGUAAUAAAAGGAAUUUAUCCUAACA
Messenger RNA from Sorex fumeus (smoky shrew), 2936 nucleotides. It is a transcript of the gene TAX1BP1, whose product is annotated as Tax1 binding protein 1. Lineage: Eukaryota; Metazoa; Chordata; Mammalia; Eulipotyphla; Soricidae. Bases 140 to 2524 code for a protein of 794 amino acids. The transcript is spliced from 17 exons. Gene Ontology annotation, biological process: negative regulation of apoptotic process. The record is from RefSeq and is a predicted model, not a curated record.